This is a messenger RNA of Haemonchus placei, 2307 nucleotides long. The record is from the annotation of a GenBank genome assembly. Lineage: Eukaryota; Metazoa; Nematoda; Chromadorea; Rhabditida; Trichostrongylidae.
AUGUUUGAAAUUUUUAUAGCUACGGCUGUUUCUUCACGGAGGCGAGGGCGUCCACGGAAAAGAAAUGUGGAUGGAAACUUUAUUGUGAACGUAAAACAAGAAAUUUUGGAGGAUUCGUUGAGCACCACUUCGUCUCCUCGGCCACGCGGUCGACCUAGGAGAAGUUGCCGGAAAUCAGGUUUAUCAUACUCUCUGAAUGGGACAGGAAAUCUUAGUUGCUUCGCUGAUACCUCAGAAUGUUCUUCUAGCAUAGCUACGAGUGCGAAUGCAUCACUGCUCAAUUUCGACAUCAAACCAAUCAAGGGGAUAUCCUCGCGGGAGUUGGUAGAUGUUAGGGAACUAUGGGAUCACUAUAUCGCACGCGCAGAAUACCAUUCUAUUCUAUCCACUUCGGUCAAUCGUUGUUCGAAGUCGCGUUCCUCACGUAUACAAGACAGAAAAGCCCUUAUCGAAAAGAUAACUCAACUGAAGCGGAUCGAGGACAGUAUAAGUCAAGGGAUCAGGCAAAUAACCACUUUCGAAUUUUUCAACUAUGUCAAUCCUCUGUGUCCUGGGUUAAAUGACGUCACCACCGAAAUAUUUAUGAUAUCGUGCAAUCAGGAAAAAGUUAUCCAAAAAGACGUUUUGACUAGUGUUGUCGUACCUUGUCGAAGUACCCAUCAUCAUGAACCUCCCGUAGUCUACUAUGCUGUUCCACCUAACGUAGAGGAAAAUGCGAAGACUAUCUUCCUUGUGGUGAAGGUUCACAUUGAGCAGAAGUAUCAUUAUAUAGGUUCAGCUCGCAGGCUAGGAAGAUCAAGAGGAGAGCAGGAUAAUGAGGAAACUGAUUCUCCUGUUGUGAAACGCAUUCUUUAUGGCGUGCGAAAGGUCGCUUGUGGUUUGAAUGGUUCUAUCAAUCCGACAUUUGGAAAUCAUACAGUCGUUUUGAUUAACAGCGACACAGACCAUGUUGAUGGAAUUUCGUUUAAUUUCACCGAGGAAAAGUGGAUGUCGAAUUUUUCCAAUCUCGAACAGUUUGCCAGAAUAGGGAAUAAGUUAUGCUCAUCUGGUCCGAUAGGUCUGAUCAAUUUCGGCAUCAGCGAUGAGCAUGUAGAGUAUGAUUGGAAUGUGGUGGAAAGCGUUAUGGAUACAAGGACUAAAAGAAAGACUGAGCAGUUGAAAACUUCGGAUGUUGUUGUGUGGUAUCACUACAAGGAUCCUGAAGUUCCUGAAGAUACAACGGAUGUGGCGACAACUACUCGGGGAAGUCCAUCGUCGGAUAAGGAAAAUAGUAAUGUACGCUCAUCACCUCGGAAGGGACUACGCUCUCCGCCGAAGCUGCCAAUAAAAUCACUGGCUCCAAGGAGAUCCAUUGGUCUAUCGAAAUCUCCAGUGAAAUCGCUAACACCACGGCUUGACUGCGAUUCUCUGAAGCCUCUUGCGAAAACGCUGUCGCCGCGGAAAUGCAAUGCUCUCCCGAAAUCUCCAGAGAAGUCAUUGUCUCCUCGUAAAGCCAAUGGUACCCCAAAGUCGCCGGUGAAAUCUUUGACGCCCCGAGGAAUCGACUAUGAGCUCGUACAGCUUGAUCCUAGCCUUCCAAGAGGCAUCUUUGAUCGCAUUCCUGGAAUAGCUUGUCCCUUCACCAAUAAAACUUUCGCGACCAUCGAAGAACUAGAGGAGCAUUUGCAAAGUUCAUAUCCAGUAUUCAAGUUUGAAAUUAUUAAGUCCACACCUUUUGCCAUUCAUUUCCUUGUCUCCAGCGCCAUCUCUCGUGCGGACUGGGAAAAACCACCAGCUGAUCCGGAGAUUACGAAAAAGUUAUCUAUAUCUGCGAGCUCUCCUAAGAAGAAGAUCUUGUAUGCGCCACCCGUUGUUAUUCCUGUCAAGAGAAAGAAUGAGCUUCCUAAGGCUCAGCUAAUUCCUUACGGAGAAAUGUCAUUUGUACCUCCGACGUACUCUCGGGUCCCAGGGCCGUCAUCCUCAAAAGUUUAUCAUUCGGUGAUUGAAGAUACGUGUGACUGGAAAGGGCACCUAAUGGAGCGGAACAUUCGGGAUUAUAUUGACGACACACCUCAAGAAAAGGAGUUUAUGUUGCUUCACAAUCGUUUCCGCGCCAAGUAUCGACAUCUAAUUGUUGGAGAAAAGCUGACGCUAGAUUUUUACACGAAGUUCGUUGAAACUUGCGGCAUGGAAAUGAAGAAGAAGCGUAUACGGGCACAUUGUGUGGCACGACUCACUCGGCUUGUGCAAAAGAACAAAAUGACUCCGACGAAUAUGGCGAAGCUGACUCAAAUGUUGUACGAGUUAGGUCCAAACGAAGCGGAUUGA